AUGUGCGAUUUCAUUGAUCAUGAUAGGACGAAAGUGAAGGAAGUAUCUGCUGUUCCUCCGACUAUUCUGUGGACGAAAACUACAAGAUGUACAGUGGAUGCGUUACAGAAACCUGAUCGUCUACUGAUUGUGUCAUCAUACACGAUCAAGGUUCUCAUGCUCACUGCAAUACAAAUAGUCGUCACAUCGGUAAUUGUAAUCAUCUUAUCUGUAAAUUAUCUCCAAGAAAUGUUUCGAAAUUCAAAGGUCCAGUUACUUGUUGCUGGUUUAUUUGC
Molecule: messenger RNA, 275 nt
Organism: Schistosoma turkestanicum
Lineage: Eukaryota; Metazoa; Platyhelminthes; Trematoda; Strigeidida; Schistosomatidae
Source: the annotation of a GenBank genome assembly